Alosa alosa (allis shad) is the source of this 1859-nucleotide messenger RNA. RefSeq names its product glutaredoxin domain-containing cysteine-rich protein 2. The coding region runs from base 551 to 1297 and encodes 248 amino acids. Gene Ontology annotation, biological process: sensory perception of sound. The transcript has 3 exons. The record is from RefSeq and is a predicted model, not a curated record. NCBI's taxonomy places the organism in Eukaryota, Metazoa, Chordata, Actinopteri, Clupeiformes, Clupeidae.
UGUAAUCGAUAAAGUGUAUGCUCCAAGGCUCUCUAAUAACACAUAGAGACUCUACUGCGCGCAUUGUGUGCUGUGGCAGAUGGAUGUUAUCUAACUGAGAAAACCAUCAACCCGUUCCCCUUAGAUUCUUCUCCCCGACUGCUCCAGUGCCAAAAACAACAUGGCAUAUAAAUCCACACAACGACAAGUGAAUCAUUUGUAUCGAAGUGGAGGCAUCUUUUGUUUUCGGGGCGGGGGAAGAACGGAAGACGCACCUGCCGUCGUUCCCUGAGACAUUAUUAUUUCAUGGUGCCGCACGGUGUUGGUUUUCCCAGCAGCCCGUUUGUGUACGCGGCCUAGCGCUGAAUAAUUUAGCGGCGCACUACUCAGUGAAGGAUGGAGGGCCAGCUUGCCGGUGGGCUGGAUCUCAAGCAGCAAAUAGUGAGCAGGGAGCUCGCCUCUCACACGGCUCCCGUGUCACACAGGUGUGCAGGGCGUUCCGCAGCGUACGCCACAGGUAUACUCUCCCUCCGGAGCAACGAAACAGAGUGAGGCGAAAAAAACAACGGACAUGGAGGAGUCACAGAGGACGUUUGGGCCGCGGUACGCGGAGGCGAAGCCGCGUAAGGUGCGCUUCAAGCUGAACUCGUCGUACAGCGGCCGGGUGCUCAAGCACGUCUACGAGGACGGCCAGGAGCUGGAGAGCCCCGAGGAGAAGUACCCGCACAGCUUCAUGCACACCAAGAUCCCACGCCACCUGGACGCCGGACAGCUCUGCAGCUUCACUGACAUGCCCGAGCAGCCCACAGGGCUCUACGCGCAGAGGAUCAACGUCUACCGGGGGGUCACGGGCUUCAGGUCUCCCACCUUCGGUGACCUUCCAGAGGGAGACCCUAAUGCCCCAGUGCUGGACUUCGGGAAGAUCAUUAUCUACACUAGUAACCUGAGGAUCAUUCCUGCACCCCAGAGGAGGAGGGAGAGGGAGAGUGAAGCAAGAGGAGCUGGGCAGGAUCAAGGAGGAGGAAGAGGAGGAGAAGGAGGAGGAGAGGAGGAGGUUUCCAAGGGUCACAGCCACCGCAGCAGAGGCAAGCACAGAACUAAGUGUGGCCAUGGAAACAAAGAGAUGACCUCUCCAAAACUCAAGCAGGAUGCCGGUGGCUGUCUGCAGUGUGGCGGUUCGGGCUGUGCCCCCUGCUCCCUGUGCCAUGGCAGCAAGCUGUCCAUGCUGGCAAACCGAUUCAAUGAGUCGAUCCGAGACCUGCGCUGCCAGGCCUGCUACCCAGAAGGCCUGGAACCCUGCCAGUCCUGUGCCCAGUAGAAGAGCAUUAACCCCUGGGUCGGAUCACACUCUAAUGUAGCUGUGACAUGAGCGGAGGGAGCUGCAGCAGGGAGUGGGGACGAGUUUGUGUUUGUGUUGGGGGGUGGCUUUCGGAGUGAGUUCUGGGGGGGGGUUGGACAGUGUGAGAGACGGCUCGUCUUAAUAAAUUCUCUGAAGAGACCUGAGAGAACACUGCAAUUUGGCAACGACGUGAUUGUGCUCUUGCGAGAGGAGAGUGUGGACAAAAUGACAGACUGGCAGGGAAAAUGGCCGUAAAUGGGCCGCUGAUUACCAAGCGAGUCAUGACACCCAAUACAGCGGGGGACCUGAGGGGUGAAAAGUGGGCGUGCAUAGGCACAACGGGAGUUGAUUACAAGACCUACAUUGUCAAGAGGGAAGAGCAUGAGACGAGAGAGAGAGAGAGAGAGAGAGGGAGAGAGAGAGGGCGACCAAGCUAGAGGUAUAGGAAAAAGAGUCUAUCAAGUCAUUAUAGUGAUGUUAUUAUUAUUCAAGGGAGAAACAGAGAUGUGCAGAGAGAAAGAGAGUGGGAGGGAGGUGGGUA